AUGGACGACAAGGAAGCCAAACACGGAUCCUUUGUCACCCCUCUUGUUAUCUCCGCUGCUGGCAUUAUAUGCUCCACUCUAGCAAUAGCAGCGUACCAUUUCAUUCUCCUGAGGUAUUUCCUCAGGCCUCACAGAGUACAACGUAGGAACAACAGAAACCGCAUCAAAAAAAGUGGCGGGGUCCAAGAAGAAAUUCUCAACAAGAUCCCCAUUCUCUCUUACUCAACUCUUAAAAACGAAGUCUUUCCUUUGGACCAUAAUGAAUGUUCCAUUUGCCUUGGCGAAUUAGAGGAUGGGGAGCUUGUGCGUUUGUUACCUGCUUGUUACCAUGCCUUUCAUAUUCCUUGCAUUGAUGCAUGGUUCAAGGACCAUGCCAAUUGCCCCGUUUGCCGGUCACCAAUUACUUGUGAUUGUGAAUCAGCGGUUCCAAUUGUUUCACAAAAUGGUGACCAACAAAGGGUCUCGGAUGUGCAUGCCAUUAUUCCAAGUGAUCAUCAUCAUAUUAAUGUUAAUGAUGAUGUGAGUGCUUCCAUCACGAGGUUUCAACAACCUCAGCCUUUGUUGCUUAGACACUCUCUCUCUUUCUCAUCAUCGCACGUGCAGAAAAAGCCACGAGCUUUGGUCAUGGGGUUGAAGAGGUCAUUGUCUUUGGAUCAGUCAUCUUCAUAUAUUGCCAUGACCAUACUAAGAGAUCAGGAAAUGGCUUCCACCAAUUCUUCAACAAGACACGUUGUGAUGAGUCAGUAUAACUUUAAAUCAAGAUCACUGAGGCAUCUUGAUCACAUGUCUUCGGUGUUGAUGAGAUCCUUCUCGCAAUUUCGGAAAAGUGGAAGUGGGAGAUCCAAUGGGAUUCUUCCAAAUUGA
Messenger RNA from Gastrolobium bilobum, 864 nucleotides. RefSeq names its product RING-H2 finger protein ATL51-like. Bases 1 to 864 code for a protein of 287 amino acids. Lineage: Eukaryota; Viridiplantae; Streptophyta; Magnoliopsida; Fabales; Fabaceae. Gene Ontology annotation, biological process: protein ubiquitination. The transcript has a single exon. The record is from RefSeq and is a predicted model, not a curated record.